AUGCAGCUCGCUCGAUCGUGGAUAGCAGUGCUCGGCAACGAGAGAUUCCAGGCAGAGUCUUCUCUUGGCUACACUACAUGCGAUCUGCGCCGCCGGUGGUGGCAGUCGACAGGCGACGGAGGGUCGCAGCAGCAAGCUCUGUACGAGGUGCCGCAUGGAUGCGAGGAACACUGCCACGUUCUCACAAUUUUCGGGUCCACGCCCAAACAGCGGCGGAACCGGCACGGAUCAAUCCUGGGGAUCCCUCAGGUGUUGCGUGUGGAGCGCGUGGAGAACAGAGCGCAAGAAGGGGGGGUUGUGGCUGGGUAUCUAAGAUCGCUCGAGCGGGACCUGGCGAGCCAAGGCCUUCGUCUUCAACCAGGUCUACACACACGCUGGGUCUUCCACGGUACACAAGCAGUCGAAUCUAUUUUGUAUUCGGCAGAGGGUUUCGAUCCUAAACUCAGCCGUGCUGGCAGCGUUUGGGGACUUGGCUCAUAUUUUGCCCGUGACGCGAAAUAUGUCUACGGCAGCGGCUUCGCCAGGAGUUUGCCGAACGGCAGCAAUCAGAUAUUGCUUUGCUUAUUGGCCACGGGGAUGUCUUGCCUGGGUGAUGUGCAGCACACAGGCCUUCUCCCCAUCCGCCAGGGGAGCCAUCGCUACACCACAUCCGUCGACAGCCUCUCCAAUCCAGAGUUCUUCAUCACGCCGUCGGUUGGGGCGGCGUACCCUGCUUAUCUCAUCACCUACCGCAUCUAG
Prorocentrum cordatum is the source of this 738-nucleotide messenger RNA. The record is from the annotation of a GenBank genome assembly. Lineage: Eukaryota; Dinophyceae; Prorocentrales; Prorocentraceae.